This is a messenger RNA of Ruditapes philippinarum (Manila clam), 1332 nucleotides long. Its product is annotated as monoglyceride lipase-like. The record is from RefSeq and is a predicted model, not a curated record. The coding region runs from base 71 to 919 and encodes 282 amino acids. Lineage: Eukaryota; Metazoa; Mollusca; Bivalvia; Venerida; Veneridae. Gene Ontology annotation, cellular component: membrane. The transcript is spliced from 9 exons. Gene Ontology annotation, molecular function: lipase activity.
CUUUAAAGCAGACAAACAGAACGGACAAACAGAUAAACACUUGUGAUACAGGAAUUGAUAAGAAAAGAAAAUGGCAGAAACUAAAAUAAAGAAUGAAAGAGGGCAGCAACUGUAUGCACGAUACUGGAAUGAAGACGACUCCCCAAAAGAUUCUUACAAAGCCUUGGUUUUCAUAGUUCAUGGUUACUGUGAACAUUGCCUGCCUUACACUGAACUAGCCAAAACCCUCAUAGAUAAAGGCUUCUAUGUCUUUGCUCAUGAUCAUGUGGGGCACGGACAAAGUGAAGGAGAUAGGGCACAUGUAAUUGAUUUUGAUGACUAUGUAAAUGAUGUGUUUUGCCAUAUUGACCAGGUCAAGAACAAAUUUCCAGACAAACCAGUCUUUCUAAUCGGACAUUCUAUGGGGGGUGCUAUAUCAGUUCUUGCUGCUAUGGCUCGACCAACGUUCUUCAGUGGGGUGAUUCUAAUUGGACCAUUGAUAACACCUGACAGAAAAGCUGCAACACCUUUCAAGAUAGCUUUGGGUAAAAUGGUUGCCAAGGUUUUACCUCAGAUGCACAUAGCAAAACUGGAUCCCAAGACAGUCUCACGAGAUUCAGAUUAUGUGAAGACCUAUACAAAUGAUCCUUUGAAUUAUCAUAAUGGUGUCAAAUGCAGGUGGGGUGUUGCAAUGUUAGAUGCCUUGAAGAAAAUAGAAGACAAUGUUUCAGAUAUAGACUGGCCAUUCUUUAUCUUACAUGGUGACAAAGAUGCGUUGUGUGAACUGGACGGAUCUAAACUCAUGUAUGAUAAAGCUAAAAGUACAGAUAAAAAAAUCAAAAUAUUUGAGGGUGCCUUCCAUCAGCUGCAUAAUGAAUUAGAACCAGUGAAGAAAGAAACCUUUAAUCUCAUAUCAGAUUGGUUGAAUGAAAGAGUUUAAGGAUACUUCUCUGCUGUGAUUGGCUAGAAUCAAAUUAUUCCCUCUAUAAAAACAUUCCUGAUUGGUUGAAUAUGAAAAUAAGAUGCAAGGAUGUUGCUGAUUGGCUGAAUUUGAAAUUAUAAUGUAAGAGUGUUACUCAUUAGCUGAAUAUGAAAACUUAUUGUAUGGAGAUUGCUGAUUGGCUGAUUUUGAAACAGUAUGUACAGACAAUGAUGCUUGGUUAAAAUUAAUGCACUACUUAUUGUGUUCAACUAUAUUUUUAGUAUUGCAUAGUUUUUAUGCCCCCGGGCAUAUAGUAAUUGAACCGUCCGUCCGUCUGUCUGUACGAGGUUAACCUAGAACGGCAAGUUGGAUUUUUCUUAAGUUCUACCUGUACCAAUGGCUUUAAGUUUACACACUUACUAAUCAGUACA